AUGGCUAUGUUACUGGAGGACAUUGUUCGAUCGGUGGAAUUAUGGUUACACAUGAUAAGAAAACCACAGCCUUACGUUGACCCUAAUCUCGACCCGGUUCUUUUAGUCCCAGGGAUUGCAGGUUCGAUUCUAAAAGCAGUAGAUACGGAGAAUGGUAGUAAAGAAGAACGGGUUUGGGUUCGGAUUCUUGCUGCUGAUUAUACAUUUCGAACUAAGCUCUGGUCUCGCUUUGAUCCUCAAACUGGAAGAUCUGUGACUUUAGAUUCGAAGACAAAUAUUGUGGUUCCUGAAGAUAGAUAUGGAUUGCAUGCUAUUGAUGUAUUGGAUCCUGACAUGGUACUAGGACGUGACUGUGUUUAUUAUUUCCAUGAUAUGAUUGUUGAAAUGAUCAAGUGGGGUUUUCAAGAGGGAAAACUCUUUUCGGGUUUGGGUAUGAUUUUCGGCAAAGCAACAGGUAUGUUGCCGGAGACAUUAGAGCGCCUUGCUAAAAAAUUAGAGUCAGUGUAUGAAGCAUCAGGAGGGAAAAAGAUAAACAUCAUAAGUCAUUCAAUGGGGGGUCUGCUAGUUAAAUGCUUCAUGUCCCUGCACAGUGAUAUAUUUGAGAAAUACGUGAAGAAUUGGAUUGCCAUUGCUGCACCAUUCCGGGGUGCACCUGGGUACAUUACAUCUGCCUUUCUGAAUGGAAUGUCAUUUGUUGAAGGGUGGGAGCAGAACUUUUUUAUAUCAAAAUGGAGCAUGCACCAGCUGCUUAUCGAAUGUCCAUCAAUAUAUGAAAUGAUGGCUUGUCCAAAUUUUCGUUGGCAACAUCUUCCUGUUUUGGAAAUCUGGAGAGAGAAGCUAGAUAGUGAUGGAAAUUCUCAGAUAAUUCUAGAGUCAUAUUCCCCUGAAGAGAGCAUCCAAAUUUUCAAGGAUGCUCUUUCAAGUAACACGGUCAUUUAUGAUGGAGAGGAUAUUCCAUUACCUUUCAACUUAGAUAUCUUGAAAUGGGCUGAUGAAACACACAAGGUUCUGUCUCGUGCUAAAGUUCCUCCUGGAGUUAAAUUCUACAAUAUAUAUGGGACCAAUCUGGAAACGCCUCACACUGUUUGCUAUGGAAGUGCAGAGGUACCUGUCAAUGAUCUACCAGAAUUGCGGUUUUGUGAGCCUAAAUACAUUUCUGUUGAUGGCGAUGGGACAGUUCCUGCCGAAUCAGCUAAGGCCGAUGGGCUCGAUGCUGAAGCAAGGGUUGGAGUGCCUGGUGAGCACCGUGGAAUUCUCAGCGACCAUCAUUUAUUCCGGGUUCUAAAGCACUGGCUGAAGGCAGAUUCAGAUCCUUUCUACAAUCCAAUAAAUGAUUACGUCAUUCUACCCACUGCAUUCGAAAUGGAAAGGCACAAAGAGAAUGGAUUACAAUUUACAUCACUUAAAGAGGAGUGGGAAAUCAUUUCAGAAGAGCAAGAUGACCGGGACAAUAUGGUUAAUAGAAAUCCUUUCACGAGAUCAAUUUGUGUUUCUCAUGCAGGAGAUGAUCAAUGUUCACCUGCAGAAGCUUGUGCCACUGUAACUAUGCAUCCUCAUAAUGAAGGGAAGCAACUCGUUGAGCUAAAUGCUGUAAGUGUAUCCGUUGACGCCUGA
Molecule: messenger RNA, 1614 nt
Organism: Dovyalis caffra
Lineage: Eukaryota; Viridiplantae; Streptophyta; Magnoliopsida; Malpighiales; Salicaceae
Source: the annotation of a GenBank genome assembly